GAUCCACCACCGGGAAUAAGUUGUUACCCAAAAGAAGACAACCUGACCGAUAUGGAAGCUUAUAUCAAAGGACCACCCGAUUCACCGUACGAAAACGGACGGUUCAAACUCGACGUCCAAAUACCGCAAAACUAUCCCUUUGAUCCACCCCAAAUUCGCUUUGUCACCAAGAUCUACCAUCCCAACAUUGACGAUGCCGGGCGAAUUUGCGCCGAUAUUUUAAAAAAGGGCGUCAAAGGAGGAUGGAAGCCUGCUUUGAAUCUAUCCACCACAUUGAUGUUGUUGGGUCAGCUUUUGGCUCAUCCGAAUCCUGACGAUCCGUUGGACGCUGAUAUAGCCAGAGAAUAUCAAUUCGAUUACCCGACCUUUACGCAGAAGGCGAUCGAGUACACGGAAAAGUAUGCCAACGAAAGAAUGACAACCGACGCAGAAGCAGCAGCAACAGAAGCAGUCGUCGUCGAUGAAAAGGUGGAGGUAAGAAGACAUGGGAAAGAGAAGGCCACAUAA
Messenger RNA from Mycotypha africana, 507 nucleotides. RefSeq names its product ubiquitin-conjugating enzyme/RWD-like protein. Gene Ontology annotation, cellular component: nucleus. NCBI's taxonomy places the organism in Eukaryota, Fungi, Mucoromycota, Mucoromycetes, Mucorales, Mycotyphaceae. The record is from RefSeq and is a predicted model, not a curated record. The transcript is spliced from 2 exons. The annotation marks the transcript as partial. Gene Ontology annotation, biological process: protein polyubiquitination; DNA damage response. Gene Ontology annotation, molecular function: ubiquitin conjugating enzyme activity.